Molecule: messenger RNA, 946 nt
Organism: Pistacia vera
Lineage: Eukaryota; Viridiplantae; Streptophyta; Magnoliopsida; Sapindales; Anacardiaceae
Exons: 3
Coding region: 64-771 (235 amino acids)
Source: RefSeq, a predicted model, not a curated record
CUUCCUCCUUAUAAUAAUAAUUGGUGUCAUCGGUCUCCUGUAGUGAUCAUUUCAUCAAGAGAGAUGGGCAAGAGAGGCACAAGGUUGCCAAAUUUCUGUCUAAACAGAAUUAGGCCUCUGGUUAGAGUCCGGUCGCCACCUAUACAAUCCAAGCCUACUGCUAAAAGCGAUGUAAAAUGUGAGAAUUCUGGCAUUGUUAAUGGAGAAGAGAAGUGUAGUAGUGAUGGAGUGAAACCCGGUUUGGUAAAUGGUAGGAAAAUCAUGAUCGUGGUUGAUUCGAGCAGUGAAGCUAAGGGAGCUAUACAAUGGUCAUUAACUCACACAGUUCAGAGUCACGAUAAAGUUAUUCUUCUUUAUGUCAUCAAGCCUUCUAACCAAGAUUCAACCGCAGGUGGAGAAUCAUCCAAGAAAAUGGAGAGAUCAGCUCCAAGGGCUUAUCAACUUGUUCAUAACUUGAAAAAUAUGUGUCAGCAGAAAAGACCUGAUGUUCAACUUGAGGUUGCAGUGGUGGAAGGGAAGGAGAAAGGUCCAGCAAUAUUAGAAGAAGCGAAAAAACAAGGCGUGUCUCUUCUUGUUCUUGGGCAGAAGAAACGCUCCACCACCUGGCGUCUCAUUAUGAUGUGGGCAGGUAAUCGAGUCCCUGUUGGCGUUGUUGAAUAUUGUAUCCAAAAUGCAGCUUGCAUGGCAGUUGCUGUGAGGAGAAAAGGCAAAAAACAGGGAGGUUACUUGAUCACCACUAAACGUCACAAAGAUUUCUGGCUCUUGGCUUAAAUAUUCAUUGACAUCAUGGGUUUUUUAAUUUAUUAUUAAUUAAUGAGUUAUUGUGAUCAUGUCUAAUCUUAGCACAGAGAAUUAAUUUGUGAAUGUGUUUCUGUAUUGUUUGUAAAUUAAUGAAAGAUUAAGUAAAGUGGAAAAAUGGAAAGUGCUUGGGGUGUGAAUGAAAAAA